Molecule: messenger RNA, 1412 nt
Organism: Caenorhabditis elegans
Lineage: Eukaryota; Metazoa; Nematoda; Chromadorea; Rhabditida; Rhabditidae
Gene: R03C1.1
Product: Cell wall protein DAN4
Exons: 9
Coding region: 5-1321 (438 amino acids)
Source: RefSeq, marked reviewed
AACCAUGUCCCGUCUGUCGUCCCUGUUGAUUCUUGUGUGCAUCGGAGCCCUUCUGGUCGAGACAUUUGCUGCUCCAGACGAGCCAAUCAUCGUCCGCUCGAAGCGUCAGCAAUGCCGGUGCGUCAAGAAUCCUAAUGGUGGACUCACGUGCAGUUGUGCAAAGGGACCAGCUGAUGGCUCCUCUUCUUCCAUCGGAUCCGGUGUCCAAUAUGAUGCUCCCCAGUCGGCUGACAUUGCAAAUCAGCUCACCGCAAUGUCCCAACAAACUACCGGAAUGAGCGGAGCCCGUUGUGGAUGCAUCCAGAUUGUCAUCCAAGGAGCCCCACAAUACAACUGCCAGUGCGGAGAUCAGAGUGGAAACCCGCUCCCAACCACCACCACAAUGGCUCCAACCACAAGCUCCACCACCACCACUACCACCACAACCACCCAAGCCCCAACCACAACUUCCACUACAACUACACAAUCGCCAGUCUCCUACCCGCAAGUGCCAACUCAGACACAGGGAAGUAAUGGGGCUUGCAACUGCAUUAUGAUCAGUAUCACCAGCCCACAAACUGCUCAGUAUCAGUGCCAGUGUGCUCAACCACAGCAGCAACAGCAGCAACAGCACACCAUCGACUACGAGGACCCAACCAUCGAGUACGGUGCCCAGACAGCGAUCCCCGGAACUCUGCCAGCACCAUCCUCCACAACCACCACAACCACCUCAACAACUACAACUCCAGCACCACUGACGCAAGCGCCCCAACUCCUGAACCCGUCCAUGUACACCGCGCAGCCACCUACCGUAUACCCGGCCAUCGGACAGUUGGCCACCGGACAAGAGACGUGCUAUUGUCUUGAUCCGACCACCAGUGUCAUGUCCGGGUGUGGAUGCAGGUGUAACUGUGCCACGUUGAUGGUUACUGUACCAAAUGCGUACUGUGGGUGCCCACAGCCAGGACAACAACAGCAACAGGUUCAAUACGACACCUACGAGUACGCUCCAGUUCAGACCACCCCGACACCAAUGCCAACCACUCAAGUCCCAACUACCCAGGCUCCAACCACCCAGGCCCCAACCAUGCCAACUUCCUCAAGCCCGGUUCAAUAUGCCGACACCGCGGCCACCCAAUACCCGCUGACAACCACAUGUGUGAUGUACGUGAACGUGCCUACCACCGCCUGCUCGUGCCUUCCACAAUACGACCAGUGUGCUCAGAAUGUGUGCUGCUUGAAGUCCAAAUUCAGAAGUUACAAGAAAGCCGAAGAAACCCAACCAUCGACCCUCGACGUGCUCAUGAACGUUCUCCAGACGAUCAAAACGAAACUCGAAUAGAUAAUUAAUUAAUUUUUCGUGUUCCCCACAAUAUUUGGUAUCUGUAAAUAUGCCUCAACGAUUACUUAAUCUAAUAAAUUUAUGUCAUUAG